Messenger RNA from Malus domestica (apple), 1953 nucleotides. RefSeq names its product pentatricopeptide repeat-containing protein At1g08070, chloroplastic-like. The record is from RefSeq and is a predicted model, not a curated record. NCBI's taxonomy places the organism in Eukaryota, Viridiplantae, Streptophyta, Magnoliopsida, Rosales, Rosaceae. Gene Ontology annotation, molecular function: protein binding; zinc ion binding.
AUGGCAACCAGCGGCAGCCCUCCCUGUAUGCUUGUCGCCCAAACCCUUCCAAAGUUCGAGAAAUGCAGAGCAAUGUCUGAACUCCGGCAACUCCACGCCCACAUUAUCAAAACAAACCUCGUUACCCACACAUUGAUCAUAAACAAACUCGUAUCCUCCUGUUCUCUCUCUGGCGGCCUGGAGCACGCCCUUUCGGUCUUUCGUCGAAUUGAAAACCCCAAUCCCUUCAUGUUUUUCACACUCAUAAGGCACAUUUCUGAGAGUGCGAAUCCGUUGGAAGCUGUAGUUCUCUAUGCGCAUAUGCUCUCUUCUUUGAAAAGUUUGGAUGGUGUCGAAUUUUCGAUCCCUGCUGUACUGAAAGUGUGCGGCAAGUCGUGGGCUUUGGAGGAGGGGACGCAAGUUCAUGGCCAAGUGUUGAAAACCCAGUUGCUGUUUGAUAUGUAUGUGGCGAACGCAUUGAUCAGGAUGUACUCGGAGCUGGGAGAGAUUGACUUGGCAAAGAGGGUGUUUGAUAAAAUGCCUCAGAGAGAUGUAAUUUCUUGGAAUUCACUGAUUACAGGUUGUUUGAGGCUGCGGGAGAUUGAUUUGGCUCAUGAGCUUUUCAAUAAGAUGCCCGAAAGGGACUUGGUUUCGUGCAAUGCGAUGAUCGAUGGGUAUGGGAAGAGCGGGAAGUGUGAGCUUGCAGAGCAGGUUUUUAGGUCUAUGAAUAAAAAAGAUGUGGUUACUUGGACAUCAAUGGUUUCAGCAUAUGUAUUCAAUCACCGUCCGAAGGAAGCAUUGGGUUUAUUUAGGGAAAUAUUGAAUGUCGGGAUUCGACCUGAUGCCCCUGCUCUUGUUAGUGUUCUAUCAGCCAUCGCCGACUUGGGUUUUGUUGACGAAGGCAAAUGGGUGCAUACUUACAUUUCGACAAAUAAGAUUAAGCUGAGUUCUGGGUUUAUUGCUUCGGCUCUUAUAGACAUGUAUGCGAAAUGUGGACAUAUAGAAAAUGCCUAUCAUGUCUUCAAACAGGUAUCUCAUUAUAAAAAUGUCGGGGACUGGAACUGUAUGAUCUCCGGCCUUUCAAUGCAUGGGCUUGGUCAUCAAGCUCUGGAGGUAUUCCUUGACAUGAAAACAAAAGAAAUCAAGCCAGAUGAGAUCACUUUCUUAGGACUGUUGAAUGCUUGUAGUCAUGAAGGUCUAGUUGAAGAGGGCAAGUUUUGUUUUAAACUCAUGCAGGAGAAGUACAAAAUCAUCCCUACAAUUCAGCACUAUGGAUGCAUUAUUGAUCUCUUAGGUAGAGGCGGGCAAUUGGAUGAUGCUGUUGAGAUUGUACAGAAUAUGCCCAUGGAGGCUGAUGUUAUUGUUUGGAAAGCUAUUCUCAGUGCUUGUGUGCAGAACGGUGAUUUUGCAAUUGGGGAAAGUGCUGCCUUGAAGGCCAUAGAGUUAGCUCCCGAAGACUCAAGUUGUUACAUUCUCCUCUCAAAUAUUUACGCCAAAGUUGGGAGAUGGGAUGAUGUGCGCAAGGUCAGAUUAAUGAUGAAACGAAGAGGAGUGAGAAAGAUUCCUGGAUCCAGUUCAAUCCUUGUGAACGGGAAGGUUCAUGAAUUUCUUGUGGGAAAGGAAAUGGAUGUUAAAUGUAAUGUCGAGGUUCUUUCAAAGAUAGAAGAGGUGGUCUCUAGGUUGAAACUGGAAGGAUAUAAGCCUGACCUGACUCAAGUUCUUCUGGAUAUUGAAGAGGAAAAUAAAGAGAGCUCACUUACCCUUCACAGCGAGAAGAUGGCACUUGCAUUUGGACUAAUAAACACUAGCAACGGAGCUCCUAUUCAUAUAGUGAAAAACUUAAGGGUUUGCUGUGAUUGCCAUUCGUUUAUCAAACUGGUUUCUCGCGUUUACAAUUGCCGAGUUGUUGUGAGAGACCAAAACCGUUUCCAUUGUUUUGAGAAUGGUUCCUGCUCCUGCAAUGACUUUUGGUAG